Messenger RNA from Pseudoliparis swirei, 1952 nucleotides. RefSeq names its product polymeric immunoglobulin receptor-like. The record is from RefSeq and is a predicted model, not a curated record. The transcript is spliced from 7 exons. The coding region runs from base 1 to 879 and encodes 292 amino acids. Lineage: Eukaryota; Metazoa; Chordata; Actinopteri; Perciformes; Liparidae.
AUGAAAUCUCCUCUCAGAGUUCUUCUCAUCCUCACCGGACUCACAGGAAUUCUAAGCAUAACUACAGUCAGUAAAGUGUCAGUGAAGACUGGAGAUUCAAUCUCCAUCCCAUGUCUCUAUGGCUCAACAAAUGUAAACCGAGUGAAAUACUUGUGUAAAGGAGAUUAUUGGUCCUCCUGCAAUUAUGCAGUUAAAACAAACCAAAAAAAUUCAAGAAAGUUUUCCAUCUCUGAUGAUAAAAUCCAAAGAAUCUUCACUGUGACUGUAAAGGACCUGAUGGAUAAAGACACUGGUUAUUACUGGUGUGCUGUGGAGAUUAAUCAAGGGUCAGAUGUCAAAGAGUAUUUUCACCUGUCAGUCACCAAAGGUACACCCAAGCUCUACACGGAUCUUCAGAAUAAAACAGGAUUUGAAAGAGAUAAUUUAACCAUCAAUUGCAACUAUAGUAACCAUGGUGAAAUCAGGUGGUGCAAGCUGGGCCGCUCCUGUGUGACGCCUGGAUCUUCUGGAUCAAUAGAUGGAACAGCAGUUACCAUCAAUGCAAGUGUCCCCAAUGUUUUCACCGUGACGAUGAGCGGACUGAAGAAAGAGAGCAGCGGCUGGUAUCAGUGUGUUAAAGGAGACUUACAGAUGCCGGUGCAUGUGACUGUCAAUGAGCCACCUACCACAAAGCAGACCAAAUCCGCAUCAUCAGCCAUGACGGCAGAAGAGGAAGUAACAUACAGUAAUGUUGAUCACACCAGGAACACUUCAAACCAGAGGUCAAAUCCUGAGAGAGAUGCGGACGUGACGUAUAGUUCUGUGGUUACCAUAAGGAAGAAAAGUAUCCAAAGGGUUGAAGCAAAAGACGAGAAUGUUACGUACAGCACAUUGGCUUAGCACACGUUACCCCUCUUUGCCUAAUUUAUCAUCUCAAAUUAAUUUUGCAAAUGUAUUUUACUUAUCCAUGUGUCAAAUUGCAAUAAAACAUGAAUAAUCGUCUUAUUUCACUCAUGUAAACGAAAAAUGUAUGUAAAAUAUGGUAUGACAAUACAUUUUUUUCUUUUCUUUUGUUUAUACAGAAUCCUCCAUCAAUUUGUAAAAGUGGCAUGUCUGAUUACUUAACACACACAUAACACCUCACACCUACAUUCUUUGUCCAAAACCAAUUUUGGUUAGUUGAAUCCAGCAAUAAUAUUAUUUUAUUUUAAAUGCUGUUGUAUUAUUUAAAUACCAAUCGCUUCCUAAUUGCUGCCCUGGCAUUACUGCCAGGUUUGCCACCAGCCCAAAGCCUUUUACAACCCAACUGUAAAAAACAUUGGAAGUGUUCAAAUAGCCCUGUACUGCCACCUUCAGUUUGUUGACAUAUAACUACUUUCACGACUGAAUGUACACAUGAACAUUGAACUUUUAAACCCUCUGUUUUUUUUGUUGCUUUUCGUUUCCAUUUAGUUGAUUCCGUUUUCGGGUUGCAGUAUUAUGCAUGUUAGUUCACACUGUCAUAGCUCUCUGGGGCACCUGAAUCUAAUGGCGCCAUUGUUAAUGUUUAUAGGAAGACCUGUGCUUUUCAAGUCAAAAUGUCUGCUGUGAAUUAUUUGACAAAUUAAUCAAUUUUAGGGCUCAUAACCUGGCAACUGCCCCAUUGUUCCUAAUCAACAUGGUGCAGACUGAGUGCAAACCAGAUUAAAAUAUGGGUGUGUGGUUUGGACGAAAUUUAUUUGCAGGACAUGUUGAGUCAGAGGAAGUAGCUUUUUUUGAAAACCACGUACAUUUCUUGAUCAACGGACGCCACCUGUACUUCUUUUUUUACCCCUCUACGAAACAAAGUCUAUAAUUUAUCAGUCAUCACCAGUGCCUCCACUGUUCCCAAAUGAAGGUUGAAGAUAUUAUGGAGAAUAUACGCUCACUAGACAGUAAAUCGACGGACAACUUACUGUGUACAAUGCAUACUAAUAAUAAAAUGAACAAAAUAU